GGGCGGUCGGCCGCCGGCUGUGCCCGUCACCGUGUCCCGCGAGCCGGCACAGAAGAGUGCGCUGCCAUGGCCGCCGCCGCCUGCGAUCGGGUCAAGUUCCCCUGGCUGGGCAAACACAAGCGCUCGUCCUCGGAGCCGGCCGUCGACGAGGCGGAUGACCCCGCUGGCGCCGCCGUCGAGCGCGCCUCGACGCCCGGUUUCUCGGCGGCGCGCAGCAUCAGCCAGGAGCUGGUGCGCGAGCCGAGCCGCGCCGAGCGCUGGACCGACUCGCUGCGCAAGUCGCGCGACCGCCUGCGCCAGCGCUUCUCGCUGAGGGACGAGCGCCGGCCGCAGAGCGAGCCGACCUCGCCGAGCCCGCCGAGCCAGCCGGUCGAGGCCGCUGCUGACCGCAGCGCCGUCGGCAAGCCGGUGGUGCGCUUCGCCAAGACGUGCCGGCGCGACGUGCCCAAGCCGUACCGUUUCCUGCGCGAGAAGCUGAGCCCGCGGCCGCGCUCGCUCUCGCCGCACAACGGCAGCAGCAACAACGAGGACGAGGUGGUGUUCGCGUUUGGCACCGCCAGCCGCGAACCCGAAGAGCACAUCUACGACCCGGUCGGCGAGCCCGCCGAUCCGGACGAGCCGCCGCGCGCGGCCGACGACUCGACCGACGCGCACGACGACGAGUUCGCGCGCUUUUCGCGCUUCAGCAAGCGGCAGCCGGAGCCGGGCCGGGAUUUCCCCAAGUCGGUCCGCUUCGGCAAGAAGCGGGUCUCGAGCGACAGUGACAGUGUGGGCGUACGUUUCAAGCCGCUGUCGACCUCCUCCAGCAAGGACGAGGACCUGGGCAGCUACCAAGGCCUGCAGCGCGUGCGGGUGCAGCUUAAGGAUGACGUGUCGGGCCUGAACCUGGUCAGCAAGUUCGUGCAGCCGACCCCGGACGUGGUGGCCCUGCCGCCGAUCGAGAUCCAGCAGCUAGACGAGCCGCCGCGCGCCAAGAUCCGCGAGUACUGGGAAAGCCGACGCGCUCUCACGGCCAAGCCGCCGCGCAAGAAGAAGCGCAGCGAGGAGGGCGGGCCGCGCUCUCAGUCGGCCGACCAGGCUGACAGCCGCACCAUCGCCAUCUUUGGCACCGCCUCGCGCCGCGGCGCCGUCUCGCUGCUCGACGUGCGCGACGUGCGCUACGCCGACGAGUCCGCCACUGAGGAGAGCGCCGACUACGGCGACGGGCGGAGCUACCGCCGUCUGCUGGACGACGGCGACGGCGGCCCGUACCGGCCGACGCGCGUGCCGCGCCGCCCGCCGCUGCCCGAGCACAGCACGGUCACGUCCAAGCUGGUGGUGGACAUUCGCGGCGGCGAGCCGGAGCGCGAGGGCGCCGUGCAGGUGGAGACCUGCGAGGAGCAGCCGCCGACGCGGCCGCGCCGCUCCAGCCGCGCCGCCGGCGACGCGCCGCCGGCCGGCCACAACGACACGUUCGACAGCAUUGGCGAGGGCCCCGACCAGCUGGAGGUGACGCUGUGCGCGCGCGGCAGCGUGACGAGCGAGGGGCCGCGCUCGCUGCACUCGUUCCAGCAGGAGGAGCUGGGCAGCGGCGACGAGCUCAUGCUCAUCGUCCACGACGACGGCAAGGGUCAGCAGGAGGACGAGGACGCGGCGAAGGGCGCCGAGCACAACAAGGAGAACCGGCCGGAGGUGGAGCUGCGCAGACAGACUCCGGCCAAGCCCGAGUACGCGCACGUGCGGAAGCGCUCGUCGGUGCUGCAGCAGCAGGAGGAGGCGGAGUACGACUACCCGCCGCCGGUGCCUAAGAAGCUGAGUGAACUGCGGCCGCCGUCGCCGGUCGUGCCGCCGCCGCGCCGCCGCCCGGCCAGCCUCUCGCCGGGCCGAGCCGAGCUCAACGGGAACACCACCUGGCCCAAGAGGCGCCACUGCACGGCGCCGGUCGAGCCGGCCGAGGAGGCCGAGCCCGUCGCGCCGCCGCCGCGCACCGUCAAGCGCAGCAAGAUCCGCAGCAGCACGGUACCGCGCGGCUACAAGUCAGGUCGCGGCGCGCGGCCCACACUCUAUCAUCUGGCGAAGCAGCGCUCGCAGGAGGACGCCGUUGACAUGAAGAACCGGCCGCUGCCACCGCCGCCGCCGCCGCCGCGCAAGAAGCCGACGGGGCGCUCCGACCCGGCGCUGGCCGGCUCGACCGAGUCGCCGCCGCCGCCGCUGCCGCCGCCGCGCGCCGCCUCGCCGCCGCCGGCGCCGGGCGAACUGUGGGAGGCGGGCAGCGAGCCGAACCUCUCGUCGCAGGCAACGGACGCGCCGUCCGAAAUCACGUUGCGCUCCGAGGGCAGCGACGGCACGCUGGACGCCAGCCAGACGACGCUGACGUCGGGCCGCGACCCGGGCUGUGAAAGCACCGACGACGAGUUUUUCUCGAUGGCGAGCGAGUCGCGCCCGCCGCCCGAGAAGACGGCCGCGUCGCCGCCGACGCCGCGCGCCCGCCACCAGCAGCCGCAGUCGGCGGUGCAGCAGGAGCAGCAGCAGCAGCAAGUGGCCGCCGCCGGCCAGGUGGCGGCCGCACCCCGCCACGUGCUCGUGCCGCACUUCAUCCAGCGCGUGUCAACGACGGAGAUGGACGCCGCCUCCGCCAAUAUCAUCGACCUGACCGCCGGCCGCAUCAAGGUCACGGAGCUUGAGGUGGACCGCAUCUACAUCCGUGAGGGCCGCGUCAAGCUCAUCCGACACGAGGACGGUAGCGAUGACGAGGCGACCGGCGGCGGCGGAGGAGGAGGCGGCGGCGGCGGUGACGGCGGGGAGCGGACCGCGCGCCCGGCGCCGGCGGCGACCGAGCCCGGACUGACGGGCGCAGGCGCGCCGCCAGCCUCCGGGCCGGCCCCGCAGGCGCGCUCAGCGGCCGACCCGCCGAGCAGCUCCGACUCGUCGGACAGCCGGCCGCCCGACCCGGGCCUGCUGCGCGAGCUGGACGCUGUGGAGAGCCUCUUCCGCCAGAUCGGCUCGUGUCUGUCGGAGCUGCAGCAGCCGCAGGCGCGGCGCGGAAGCGACCCGCCGGCCGCCGCCGCCGCGCCUGGCGCCGCCGAGGACUUUAUCCCACGAUGUGGCAGUGACUCAGAUCCGUCGAGCGGCUGCCCGCAGCGCAACAGCGGCGACGACGUGGACGCCAGUCCGGUGCUCGCACCCGCAGAGGCCGGACCCAGCGUGUCCGCGCGCCUGGAGAGCAUAAAAAGCACGCUCGAGCAAGUGAUAUCACCGGCGUCGGCCGAGCGGCGGUGCCUCGCGUCCGGUCAGGCGCAGCAGUGUGGCGCCAGCGGCGGCGGCGAGCGGUGCACAGAGUCGUCGGACGCCGACGCCGAGCGCAUCUACGGCAUCCCGGCGGAGGCGGUGGACGCGCCCGGCCGCCGCGCGCGCCUCGGCCACUUGUUCACCUCGUUCGGCAAGGGCCUGAAGAAGAAGCCGGCGCCGCGCAAGGAGCGCCGGCCGCACAGCCAGUUCUACGUGGAGUUGGACCGGUCGGACGCCGACUCGGACAGCAGCGGCGUCGAGCGGCGGCGCAGCGACCCCUCGCCGGGCUCUGUCUCCUCGGAGGCGGUGAUGGGUGGUUCGGCCAGCACGCCCGACCGCCGUCUGGCGGCCGCUCCCCCUGUGUCGAGCGAGGGUCGUCUGCAGUACGCCCGUGUCAUCGAGGAGUUCAGCUCCAACUUGGCCACGCUUUGCAAGCAGCUGUCGGCGGAGCAUGCCCCGUCGACUGAUGACGGCCCAGAACCGGAACCGGAGCCGGAGCCGCAGCUGGUGCCAUCGCCGUCGCAGGAACCGGAACAGGAGCCGGAGCCGGCGAGCGAGGCGCUCGAGACGGCGCCCGAGCUGUCCGACAGCGACUCGGACACGGAAACGCUGCACACGGCGUGCGACCAGCCGCCGCCGUCGCCCGACGCGAGCAAGUCGUACCUGGUGGCGCGCGAGCUGCUCUCGUCGGAGGAGACGUUCGUCGACGUGCUCCGACUGCUGAACGAGGACUUCCGAGCGGCGGCCGAGGCGGUGGCGGCGGACGCCAAGUCGCCGGGCGUGCCGCCGGCCGAGCUGGCCGCCAUCCUCUGCCACCUGCCCGAGCUGCAGCGGCUCAACGAGGAGCUACUGCGCGACCUGCGCUCGCGGCUGGACAACUGGGCCGCGCACCCGGCCGUGGCCGACGUGAUCGUGCGCAAGGGGCCGUUCCUCAAGCUGUACUCGGCCUACAUCCGCGACUUUCAGGCGCAGUGCCACAUGCUGACCGACUGCCGGCAGCGCUACCCGGGCUUCGACGCGGCCGUGGCGGCGUUCGAGGCCAGCUCGCGCUGCCGCCGCCUCUCGGUGGCGCACUACAUGCUGAAGCCCGUGCAGCGGCUGCCGCAGUACCGCCUGCUGCUGGAGGACUAUCUGCGGCGGCUGGAGGUGGGCGCCGUCGACUACGACAACACGCGCGCUGCGCUGGAGGUUGUCUGCGAGGUGGCUGACCACGCCAACAAGAGCAUGCGAGAAGGGGACAACUUCAAGAAGAUGCUGCAGAUCCAGGAGCGUCUGCGCAGCUCUGACGUCAUCAAGCCGGGUCGCAGUUUCCUGCGCGAGGGCGAGCUUCUCAAGCUGUGCCGGAAGGGCCCGCAGCCGCGCUUCGUCAUCCUGCUGACGGACAGUCUGCUGCUGACCCGGUACACGGGCUCGGCGUCGGCCGCCGCCGGCCCGCUCGGUCUGGACUACACGCUGCCGCUGGCCGGCAUGAAGGUCAGCCUGCCGGUCGGCGUGACGGACGAGUACCAGAACGAGUUCUCCAUCGUCUCCACCACACGCAGCUUCAGCCUCACCGCCGGCUCCAGCAAGGAGCGUGAUGACUGGGUGAACGCGCUGAUGGGCGCCAUCGAGAAGAACGCCUCCAACAGGUCCACGUUUAACGCAGCGACCGCCGGCACCCAGCCAUCCGACAACAGCGAGCUGGGUGCUAAGGCCCCGGUCUGGGUGCCGGACAGCCGCGCCAGCAUGUGCCAGCUCUGCACGGCCGAGUUCACCGUCACCAACCGGCGGCACCACUGCCGCGCCUGCGGCAAGGUGGUGUGCGGCGACUGCUCGCUGGGGAAGGCGCCGCUCAAGUACCAGCACAACUGCGCCGCACGGGUCUGCGACGUCUGCCUCGACGCGCUUCAGAAAGACUUGGAAGAUGCAGACGUAGACCCACAGAACACAUCUCAAUCAAGGAGGUCCUCGCCAGGGACGGUGGGCAGAAAGGCUUUGAGGAGGGUCCCAAAGCGACUGGAGGUCAGCGCCAGCGUGGCCGGCUGCCAGAUGAGCGGCUGCCUGCAGCGGCGCUCGCGCAAACAGUGGAAGCGCUUCUGGUUCGUGCUGCGCGACCGAGUGCUCUACAUGUACAGGGCGUCGCAGGACGUGGUCGCCAUGGACGGCCUGUGCGUGCUCGGCUACCGGGUGGAACCCAUGAAAGACUCCCCGGUGCGGUCGUAUGAGGGCGUGGACUCGCAGCUGGUCUUCCAGCUCACGCACCCGAACCAGCCGCCGCUGGUGUUUCACGCCGACAGCCGUGCUCUGGCCGACAAGUGGGUGACCAGUCUUCAGGGCGCCACCGUCCUCACCUAGCGGGCCCGCGCGGCGCCGGCCGCCACCACCGUAGCAUUUGCAUGUCGUCUUUCAUAUCAUGUCAUACUGCUAAUUGUGAGAUCGCUCAAGACGCGGGGCCGGCGUUACCUGUGCGACGAACGCGGCGCGGUGCGCCGGUCGCCAUAUUGCUGUGGUGUCGACGCCCGGCCGCCAGUCGACUAGUCAUAAUCGCCGCCAUCCCGCCCACGCGCGCGCCGUUCUGGCCCGCCUGCCUCUGUCGGGCCGGGUAGGUGGGCGCCCGUGAGGCUGCCUGGACGCCUCGUGCGUGCGUGCCACGCCCGUCACUAACAUGAUGGUGGAGUUGUAUAAUUUAUCUACGGUUGUUUGUAGUCGAUGGCCGCGUGUCGGCGCCCGCACAGUACCUCUAACAAUGUUGUCGGCCGCGUGGGCGCGCGCACGCCGCGGCCGCGCCCUGCAGCACCCUCGCUGGCUCGUGGGGCUGCCCCUCGGAUUGUUGUGCCCGCCACCUCUUUUGGAGCUAAUACAGUCGUCCCG
Messenger RNA from Pollicipes pollicipes, 6117 nucleotides. RefSeq lists its product as uncharacterized. Gene Ontology annotation, molecular function: metal ion binding; guanyl-nucleotide exchange factor activity. The transcript is spliced from 17 exons. The record is from RefSeq and is a predicted model, not a curated record. NCBI's taxonomy places the organism in Eukaryota, Metazoa, Arthropoda, Thecostraca, Pollicipedomorpha, Pollicipedidae. Gene Ontology annotation, cellular component: cytoplasm. The coding region runs from base 67 to 5601 and encodes 1844 amino acids.